Messenger RNA from Nelumbo nucifera (sacred lotus), 582 nucleotides. The record is from RefSeq and is a predicted model, not a curated record. Lineage: Eukaryota; Viridiplantae; Streptophyta; Magnoliopsida; Proteales; Nelumbonaceae.
ACACGUGCCGAUAAAAUGAUUGGGGUUCCACUUCCAGUUCAGAGUUCCAGAACCAGACUGCGCGUAGAGACGAACAUGAGCGAUGUGGGGAAGAUGAUCGCCAUUGGCGUCGUUUGGGGCGUUACAAACGCUAUAAUGCGCCGGGGUGCGCUUAUUUGGGACAAGAAGCUCCAAUCUCCUGCAACAAAUCCUGCGCAGCAUCUUCAACUCCAUCAACAGCUACUUGGGCAUUUGAAAAAUUGGCUAAAUCUUCUGUUUAUCUGGCAGUACUCGAUCCCCUUCUUCGUAAAUCUAUCGGCCUCCGCUGCUUUCUUCGUCAUUUUGAGUGAGAGCCCGAUUUCGCUAGCCGUUCCCGUGACCAAUGCAACAACCUUCGCGGCCACUGCGGUAUCGGCCAUGCUCCUGGGCGAGGAGACUCGUAUUGGGUUUGCUUUUUUUGCAGGUCUACUUGAGGCACACUGUCUAAUGCUGAAAGGACCAUUCCAUUUACAAGCUCUUGCCUCGAAUUUUUGGAAUCUAGCUAUGAAGGGUGCACUGGUCCAGUCAAUCUUUACAAGACCUCCUCUGGGUUCCUAGUCAUCA